Molecule: messenger RNA, 762 nt
Organism: Diaporthe batatas
Lineage: Eukaryota; Fungi; Ascomycota; Sordariomycetes; Diaporthales; Diaporthaceae
Exons: 2
Coding region: 1-762 (253 amino acids)
Molecular function (GO): oxidoreductase activity, acting on the CH-OH group of donors, NAD or NADP as acceptor
Source: RefSeq, a predicted model, not a curated record
AUGUCUCUUGCAUCCAAGGUCUUUGGCAUUACGGGUGGUGCCUCAGGCAUGGGGUUGGCCACGGCCCGCUUACUGGCGUCGAGAGGAGCUCGUGGCAUAAGCAUUCUGGACUACAACGAUGGCAAUUUUGAACAAGCUAGGAAAGCCAUCGCAGCUUCUAAUCCAUCCACCAAAGUGCACACUUUCAAGGCUGAUGUUUCCAAGUCUGCGGAGGUGUCAAACUGGGCCAAGGCGGUCGUUGCCGAGUUUGGCGCUUUCGAUGGAGCUUUGAACGCAGCCGGCGUACCACAGAAGGGUCCCGAGCCUGGAGAGCUUGCAAUUCUUACUGAGACGGAGGAUCAAUGGAAGCGGAUCUUGGCUAUCAACUUGGACGGUGUUUACUUUUCAAGUCGCGAGGAGUUCAAAGUCAUGAAAGACCUGCCCGGCCCAAAGACGAUCGUCAAUAUCGCUAGCAUUGCCGCGGAUAAUCACCCAGGUAGCGCAUACGCAUACUGCACUUCGAAAGCUGCCGUAAAGUAUUUUACGAGAAGCUUAGCGAAAGAGUUGACUCCGCUUGGCAUCAGGGUCAACGGCAUUCAGCCAGGACCGAUCGACACGCCAAUGCUGAAGCAUUUCGUGCCCGACAAUCUCGAUCGCAACCCAUUGGCGGGAAUGGAGACCGGUACUGCAGAUGAGGUGGCGCACACGGCUGCCUGGCUGCUGAGCGAGGAUUCAAAGAAUGUGUCAGGUGUACACGUCGUGGUUGGCUCCGGUAUGCCGUAG